Acanthosepion pharaonis is the source of this 708-nucleotide messenger RNA. The record is from the annotation of a GenBank genome assembly. Lineage: Eukaryota; Metazoa; Mollusca; Cephalopoda; Sepiida; Sepiidae.
AUGCCUGAUGUUUUAAAAACAAACCAACCAAUCUAUCUAUCUAUCUAUCUAUCUAUCUAUCUAUCUAUCUAUCUAUCUAUCUAUCUAUUAAUGUUACUCUUUUCAUAUCUAUCUAUCUAUCUAUCUAUCUAUCUAUCUAUCUAUCAACAUUACUCUUUUCAUAUCUAUCUAUCUAUCUAUCUAUCUAUCUAUCUAUUAACGUUACUCUUUUCAUAUCUAUCUAUCGAUCCUUUAAUGUUACUUUUUUCCUAUCUAUCUAUCUAUCCAUCUAUCUAUCUAUCUAUCUAUCUAUCUAUUAAUGUUACUUUUUUCCUAUCUAUCUAUCUAUCUAUCUAUCUCAGUUUUGUUUAUAUCUAUCGUUUUGUUUAUAUCUAUCUGUAUAUAUCUGUAUCUAUCUGUCUAUUUAUUAAUGUUACUCUUUACAUAUCUAUCUAUCUAUCUAUCAACAUUACUCUUUUCAUAUCUAUCUAUCUAUCUAUCUAUCUAUUAACGUUACUCGUUUCAUAUCUAUCUAUCUAUCUAUCUAUCUAUCUAUCUAUUAACGUUACUCUUUUCAUAUCUAUCUAUCUUUUUGUUUAUAUCUAUCUGUAUAUAUCUGCAUCUAUCUGUCUAUUUAUUAAUGUUACUCUUUUUAUCUAUCUAUCUAUCUAUCUAUCUAUCUAUCUAUCUAUCUAUCUAUCUAUCUCAGUUUUGUUUAUAUCUAUCUGA